Beauveria bassiana ARSEF 2860 is the source of this 444-nucleotide messenger RNA. RefSeq lists its product as uncharacterized. The record is from RefSeq and is a predicted model, not a curated record. NCBI's taxonomy places the organism in Eukaryota, Fungi, Ascomycota, Sordariomycetes, Hypocreales, Cordycipitaceae. Bases 1 to 444 code for a protein of 147 amino acids. The transcript has 2 exons.
AUGGUCGAACUCGCACUGCCGCGCGGCGCGCACACAAUCCUCGAUCUUGAUAUCAACGGCCUUUACAUCCUUCUCUCGGAGCAGGGCCUCGCGUACCGCUGGCACUGGGGCCUGUACCUUCACAAGGAGAAGGAGCGCGGCUACGCGCUGCACAUUACUUGGCCGAGCGACGCCGUGCUGGCGGUGCCCGUGGACGACGCUGCCGACGCCAACGCCGCCGCUGCCAGGGAGCGCUGGGGGCCGCUGACUUGCCGCACCUGGCUGCUGCGCACCCUGUCGGAGCUCCAUGACGAGGGCUAUAUCAGCAUUAAGCCGGCGGCGACGGUCGAGGAGGUGGAGGAGGAGGCGCUGAGUUUGGCGGGGUCCAACGCGGCCGACGUGCAGGGCGGCAAGCAGCUGGGUGCGAAGGACAAGGUCUACCGCAGCGUCUAUUCUGUGGCGUAG